GUAUGCGCGUGCCUGUGGGGUCAGUGGGAUGGCCCUGGCCCUGGGGCCCUGCCCCAUUCUCCAAGCAAUUACCCAGUGCUCGCUGCCCCGGAAGUCCCACCUGCUGACUACAAGUGAUGUUAGAUUAGAAAGAAUUCCACUCACCUGCCGGGGCCCACUGAUCCCUCACCUGCCAGCUCCUCCUGCCAGGCUGGCUCUGGGAAGUGGGUGAAAGGAGAUGCCAAGGCCAACGCGUGGGCCCCUGGCCACCUCCCAGGGGGUGAUGCUCCUCUGACACCUGGUGUGGAGGCAAGAGGGACGGUUCCAGCCGCCCAGGAAAGGUGGCCGGGGAGCCGGGGAGGCUGGCACUUCAUUCUGUCCCCUCCCUCCCCAGGCAGCCCGGGCACUGGUAGCAGCGGCAGCGAGGCCGUGGCAGCGCUCCCAGCAGAGGAUGCCCCAGGCCCUGGAGCGCGCCGAGGGCUGCUGGGCGUGGGUGGUCCUGCUGGCCGCCGUCGUGGCCCAGGGCCUCACCCUGGGCUUCCCCGCGUGCAUCGGCAUCUUCUUCACUGAGCUGCAGCGCGAGUUCCAGGCCAACAACAGCGAGACCUCCUGGUUCCCCUCCAUCCUGACGGCCAUGCUCCACGCGGGGGGCCUGGGCUUGUGUUUCAGUUUCCAGUCGACCAUCACCGUAUUGGGCUUCUAUUUCACCCGCCGGCGGGCGCUGGCCAACGCUGUGGCUUCGGUGGGCGUCUCCCUGGGCAUCACACUCUGGCCGCUGCUGGCCCGCCAUCUCCUGGAGGAACUGGGCUGGAGGGGCACCUUCCUGGUCUUCGGCGGGGUUUUCCUCCACUGCUGCGUCUGCGGCGCCAUCCUGAGGCCCGUGGCCCCCAGCGUGGCCCCUGCACCCAGAAAAGGCCCACCUGUGCCCUCCAAGACACCAGCGCCCGGCUGCCCGGCAGCAUGUGGCCGGGCCCUCCUGCGCCACCUGGCCUUCGACAUCCUGUGGCACAACGCAGGCUACCGCGUGUUCACGCUGGGCGUCACAUGGAUGAUCCUCGGUUUCCCGCUGCCACAAGUCUUCCUGGUGCCGUUCGCCAUGCGGCACGGGGUCGACGAGCACAAGGCCGCCCUGCUCAUCUCCAUCAUCGGCUUUAGCAACAUCUUCCUGCGGCCCAUGGCCGGGCUGGUGGCCGGCCGCCAGAACUUCGCCAGAUAUCGCAAGUACCUCUUCAGCCUCGCGGUUCUGCUCAACGGGCUCACCAACCUGGUGUGCACGGUGUCGGCCAACUUCCGAGUGCUGGUGGGCUACUGCCUGGUGUACAGCGUGUCCAUGAGCGUGGUUGGCGCCCUCUUCUUCCAGGUCCUCAUGGACGUGGUCCCCAUGGAUCGGUUCUCCAGGGCCCUGGGCCUCUGCACCAUCCUGGAGAGCAUCUCCAUCCUCAUCUCCCCGCCCAUGGCUGGGUUUGUCCUGGACAACACCGACAGCAACUUCAGCUACGUCUUCUACAUGUCAAGCUUCUUCCUCGUCUCCGCCGCCCUCUUCAUGGGUGGCGGCUUCUGUGCGAUUCAGAAGAAGGAGAGGCAGGGCAGGCCGGCCGAGGCAGAAGCAGCCGUCCCGGAGCCGGCCCCGCUGAGGGCCCUCAGCAGGGAGGACACAGGCAGCUCGGAGAAGCGGCCGUGCACCGAAGAAAUCAUGUAUGUGACCAGCGUCUGAGCCCCAGGAUCACAUGUGUGACCGGCGUCUGAGCCCCGAGGCCGGUGAGCGAACACUGCCUCCGCCCAGGAACGCGAUGUCCUGCAGUUUCACCGGGUGAAGCCUGAACCGAAGGGCAGGCCGGCCCGCCCCGCACGUCGGGACUCAGCCAGGGGCUGGGGCCUUGGAGGCUGGCCUCCGAAGACUCAGGGUUCCUUCCAACGAGCAGAAUCCAGGAGCCGGUCCUCCUGACUUUUUUCCCUUUUUUCCUUGGGCACCAGGGUACUUGGGGCCCAAGAAGGUGGGUCUGAGCUCUGCUUGGGUCUCUCAUGGCCGACGGGGCUCAGCUGGCUGCCCACUGCCGCUGCUACAACUCAACACGCCGGGCCUUCAGGUCCAGCCUGGAUGCUUCAUAGGUGACCUCUCUGUCCUUCUCCAGCCUCCAGCUCCAGACAGUUCCAAAAGUUCACCCUAAGUCCCCCUAAGCCCUCCUGCCUCCCUUCCUCCCUGUGGCCCAGCCCUUGCCCUCAGGGCUGCCCCCAGCAUGGGUUACUGGGCCUCCCACUGACUGGGACUUGGGAAGAAGGGCCUUGGGAGAGAAUUGGUGGUGGCCUGCAGCCGUGGAUGGCCGAGCUGCGGAUGAGCCUGGAUGCAGGGUUCGGAUAGAUUAAAUGCUGGUGGAGCACCUG
Messenger RNA from Myotis davidii, 2361 nucleotides. RefSeq names its product solute carrier family 16 (monocarboxylate transporter), member 5 (gene SLC16A5). The record is from RefSeq and is a predicted model, not a curated record. Gene Ontology annotation, molecular function: monocarboxylic acid transmembrane transporter activity. The transcript is spliced from 3 exons. Gene Ontology annotation, biological process: transmembrane transport; monocarboxylic acid transport. The coding region runs from base 431 to 1693 and encodes 420 amino acids. NCBI's taxonomy places the organism in Eukaryota, Metazoa, Chordata, Mammalia, Chiroptera, Vespertilionidae.